This is a messenger RNA of Pelodiscus sinensis (Chinese soft-shelled turtle), 4046 nucleotides long. It is a transcript of the gene TLR5, whose product is annotated as toll like receptor 5. Gene Ontology annotation, molecular function: transmembrane signaling receptor activity; protein binding. Gene Ontology annotation, biological process: toll-like receptor signaling pathway; immune response; inflammatory response. Gene Ontology annotation, cellular component: plasma membrane. The record is from RefSeq and is a predicted model, not a curated record. NCBI's taxonomy places the organism in Eukaryota, Metazoa, Chordata, Testudines, Trionychidae.
CACCUAAGCCUCCAGGAUUUCCUUAAGCAUCUUCCCCAGCCUGGCAUAAUCUCCCUUGAUGCAUUCCAUUGAGAAUUUAGCUGUGUCAUUUGUUCCCACAUGAAGGAGUUGAUUCUUUGCUGCUCCUCUUCAGUCUCAGUCCACAUCCCAUAUCUUAGCUUCCGUCAGGCAGCAUGUUUUUCUGUGCUGCCUCUGGCGACAGGCCUGUUUGUUCUUAAUAGGAAGUUCAGUGCAGUUCUCCAGAUUUCCUCCUGUGCUUUCUAACUGCAAGUCCUAUAGUUCUCUUUUGCGGUUUCCGGACGUCAUUCUGUAUCCUCUUGGGGAUCCAAACUCUCCCCACUUGCUCAAAAAAAACCUUUUGUCAUUCACGAGUGCUUAAGCCUCCCCCCUCAGUUUUGCUGAGUCAAGUGCACAUGUGAAUGCUGCAUUGUUGGCAGGCAUGCUCCCCUGCUAACAAAGCAAAACCCGCUUGGUGGUGGUGGAAGUACUUUGUCUGCAAAAGUGCCACAAAAAGCAUUCACAGGCGAUGGCUUUUAGGACAGGGCUGUGUUGACACAGCCUUAUUGCUAAAAGCUGCGUAGUGCGGAUAUAUCCUAAGACUCUUCGCCUCCUCUUAUAAGACUAAACAUUCUUUUCUUCUUCCUUGCCCUUCCACCUUCUGUGACUGCCUGCCGUGGCCAGUCAUUUCCAACUCAGCAAACCUGUUCUUGAACGCUAUUGCUACUUCUUUAGCGCAUCUUUUCCUCUACCCAGUUCUCAGAGUCACAUGCUUCCUCUGGCUAUUUUCCACACCCAGCAGUCUCUGUGUAUAGUUCUUUAGCUUACAUCUUCAAAUCUUGACUUGUCCUUUUUUACCUUCCCUCCAUCACCUGUUCAAAUUCUCUUCGAAACUCUACUACCACCUGCUUUUCCAAACCUAGAAACGUCUCUUCCAUCCGCUCUGUCAGGCAGCAUUUCAAAGGUUUUUUUCAAGUACCCACGCCAAGAUAAUGUACUUCCCACAGUUUCUGCAGCCAGUUGUCUUCACUGUCUCCUCCACUCUUUGGAUCACUGCCACUGCUGGGAUCCUGAGCAUCACAAUGUUACAUCAUCUAGUAUUUCUCUUAGGAACGUCGCUGGUAGCCAAAGAAAUAUUUGCAUCUAUAAACUGCUAUUACCAAAAACAAAUCGCCAGGUAUAAUGGUUGUAGCCUCACUGAGGUUCCACUUGUGCCCAAAGAUACUCUUGUGUUCUGGCUAAAUUUCAACAAAAUCAGACAAGUGAAUGCUUCCUCCUUCCCUCUCCUGGAACAAUUGCUGAUUUUGGAAAUUGGAACUCAGUCUGUUUCCUCUGUUACCAUAGGGAAAGCAGCUUUUAGGAACCUGCCAAACCUUCAAACCUUAGAUUUAGGGGACAACAAGAUACUUCAUCUGGAUCCUGAAGCUUUUGUGGGAUUGUCAAAUGUAAAUACACUCAGGCUUUUUCACAACCGUCUUGACGAGUCCAUUCUAGAAGAAGACUAUCUUCGAGAUUUUAUCUCCUUAGAAUAUUUGGAUCUUUCUUCAAACCAGAUCAAAAUCCUUCGCCCUCAUCGCUUAUUUUACCAUUUAAAAAACCUGACAAUUGUGAACCUGAAAUACAACCAGAUACCUAUAAUAUGUGAAGGACACCUUGAUAGCUUCCAAGGAAAAUUCUUCUCGUUGUUUAUUCUCAAUUCUAAUUAUUUAUACAAACCAACUUCUGAGGACUGGGCCAACUGUGGAAAUCCUUUCAAAAACAUAGCUCUAGGGACAUUGGAUCUUGGUAGUAAUGGUUGGGGGGAGGAUAAAGUGCAACACUUCCUCACAGCUGUGAAUGGGACUCCAAUUGACUUUUUGAAAUUUAAAAAUCACAUAAUGGGUUCAGGAUUUGGCUUUAAGAACUUCAGAGAUCCAGACAAAGAUACAUUUGCAGGGCUAGCACGAAGCGGCAUUCGCCUGCUGGAUAUUUCACAUGGUUUUAUUUUCUCUCUCAAUCCUUAUUUGUUUCAGAGCCUGGGUGAUUUGGAAUGGCUAGACCUUAACCAUAACAAGAUAAAUCAGAUCCAAAAGCAAGCAUUUUUUGGUCUGAGAAACCUAAAAACUCUAAACCUGUCAUAUAACCUUCUGGGGGAGCUAUACAAUGACGCUUUUGAGGGGCUUCAGAAUGUGAAGCUUAUUGAUUUGCAACAAAAUCAUAUUGGAAUAAUUGCUCAGAAUCCGUUCAGGGAUUUAUUAAGUUUAGAGAUGGUAGAUCUCCGGGAUAAUGCCAUUAAAACUCUUCCUUCUUUCCCGUCCAUGGCCACUAUUUUUUUAAGUGACAAUAAGCUACUAUCUAUAGGUAGCCAGACAAUAAGGGCAACAUUUAUUAACUUGGAAAGAAACAGAUUGGCCAAUCUGGGUGAUCUUUAUAUUCUUUUACAAGUUCCAAAUGUGCAGUAUAUCCUUUUAAGACAAAAUCGUUUAUCUGAUUGUAAUAAACAUGUUAAUGUUUCAGAAAAUAACCAGUUAAUCUACUUGGAUCUAGGAGAAAACAUGUUAAAGCUUGUGUGGGACAGAGGUUUAUGUUUGGAUGUGUUCAGGGCACUUUCCAAUCUACUGGUGCUUCACCUGAAUAACAACUACCUUACUGCCCUGCCACAGGAUAUUUUUAGUGGUCUAAAAUCACUGAACAGACUUAACUUAGCCUCAAACCUGUUGUCUUACCUUCCUCCUGAUGUUUUUCCCGAAAGCCUAAAGACACUUAAUAUGUCUGAAAACCAACUUCUUUCACUUGCCCCUGAGGUCUUUAUGACUUUGAGUCUCCUGGAUAUAACAAAUAACAGAUUUUUUUGUGAUUGCACUUUAAAUACCUGGAUAGCAUGGGUAAAUAAAAGCAAUGUGACCUUAGCUGGCUCAGAAAAUGACACCUACUGUGUACUCCCACCUGGUCUCACGCGGGUUCCCUUCUCGUCAGUGGCACUUGAUGGGUGUAAUGAAGAUGAGCUCCAGAAGCCUCUACAGUUCUCACUGUUCAUCUUCACUUCAGUCACUCUGAUAAUGUUCCUAACAGCAGUCAUUGUUUUUAAUCACUUUCGGGGAACUUGUUUUGUCUGGUAUAAGACCAUCAUAGGGACUCUGCUAAAAGAACGUAAGCAAGCAAUAGAUACAAGUGCAUACAAAUAUGAUGCCUAUCUAUGCUACAGCAACAGAGACUUUGAGUGGGUUCAGAAUUCAUUGCUAAAGCACCUGGACUCUCAAUAUUCUGAGAAAAACAGAUUUACUUUGUGCUUUGAAGAGAGAGAUUUCCUGCCAGGGGAGGAUCAUAUCACCAACAUCCGCGAUGCCAUUUGGAAUAGCAGGAAAACGAUUUGCAUUGUGACAAGGCAGUUUCUCAAAGAUGGGUGGUGUGUGGAAGCCUUUAAUUUUGCCCAGAGCAGAUACUUUUGUGACCUGAAAGACGUCCUCAUCAUGGUAGCGGUUGGGUCACUAUCUCAGUAUCAGUUGAUGAAAUACAAACCGAUUAGAGUCUUUGUGCAGAGGAGUCAGUAUAUGCAGUGGCCUGAAGAUCAUCAAGAUGUAGACUGGUUUUUAAACAGUCUCUCUCACCAAAUUCUACAAGAAAAAAAGGUGAAAAAGAAAUCCAGUGUUACAGAAAUGCAAACGAUAAGGACAAUCUCGUAGUUGGGAGGGUUGUUCAUACUACUAGUGCCAUAAGCCAGACUUUUGUAGUUAUAUUUUUGCUUGUGGCUUGACAGUUACUUGAAUAUUCUCAAUCCAUUUCCACCUGUGAUAUGGCAGGAGCAAGAUACAGGCCAUGCUUCAGCUUCCCUGAGACAUGGGUAGAAUAUAACUUCCUUGCUUUAAGUUUUAAUACACAUGGUGUCAGCUUUAAAAUCACUGGCAAAUGGAAUUAACAAUGUGCAGUUAUUCUAGGAGCUGUGGCCCACGUUUUCAAAAGAAACCACCAAUAAUGGAUGUCUCAAAUGUUGGGUGCUCAGACUGGGACUAAGGAUGUUAAGAGGCAGGUAAUUGUGCAUCAACUACACAAUUAGUUGAUAAGGGCAGGUG